This is a messenger RNA of Myripristis murdjan (pinecone soldierfish), 4723 nucleotides long. It is a transcript of the gene sntg1, whose product is annotated as syntrophin, gamma 1. Lineage: Eukaryota; Metazoa; Chordata; Actinopteri; Holocentriformes; Holocentridae. The record is from RefSeq and is a predicted model, not a curated record. Gene Ontology annotation, molecular function: structural molecule activity; protein binding. Gene Ontology annotation, cellular component: intracellular anatomical structure; dystrophin-associated glycoprotein complex. The transcript is spliced from 20 exons. Bases 1223 to 2800 code for a protein of 525 amino acids.
AAAGGGCCCCAGGGAGAGCUGUCCAUACACUGAGAGCAUCUGCACAAGCGUGUCGAGGAUCUGCAAGUGUGUUGCCGUUCAGCUAACUACACAAACUGAUUCAUGAGAUCCUGUACUGACGGGGGGGGAAACAAAAAAAAAACCCAACAUUAACUCGUGUUUUAACACCGUUUAGCCAAGGAAAGUGAACCUCCAAGCAAAAAAAGCAAACACAGAUCCUGGUGCACAACUUUGGGGAGAAACAAGGAGCAAAUAAACUCCUCUCACUUUUAUUAUGCGGUAUUCUUUUGUCACAUUUGCCCCAUUGAGUGUGCUGGCAAACCUGGGUGUGAUUCCCGGCUGAAUUCAUAGGACCGCAGUGCACGCAAAUAUAAUUGGCCUCCCAAAAAAAAAAAAAAAAAAAAAAAAAAAAAAGCUUUGAUAAAUGUAUCAUUGUGUGUUUAGAGCGGAUACCACGCAUGACACGUCUCCAAUGGGCUUAAAAAAGUAAAUUCAUCUAAUAUUUAUGGCUACAGAGUUGCGCGGGUGCCUUGGGUAAACGAAUAACUGAGUCGAUUGACGCGUGCGUUGAAACAAAUCGCAUGUGAUUUCCAGCUUCAGUCAUUUUGGCAGCACGAUGCAAGAGAGAUGUGAAACUGGAGCCGCUGCCGGAGAUGUCGACGGAGAGGAGCCCCUGAAAUCGUCGCCACCAAGGAAAUAUGGGAAAAUCUUGUUUUGCAUAGAUGUUUUAGCAACCGCUGCAUAAAUUAAAUAAGAAACCAUCUCAUGAGGGGAUCGAUGUUCGAGUCCAAAGGGAUUUAAUAACACAUCACCACCUGUUACUAGAAAAAUCAGCUCUUGCAGGAUCUCAGCAGCUCCUCUCCUGCUAAUAGACCCCAGCCUUUAACCAAAUUUAGGAUUGGGAUAAUACCUUCAGCCACAUCUUCAAACUGCGGCAGCACAGCCGCCGAUCAGAGCCUGUCAGGAGUAAAAAGCUACAGGAUAGCCUCAUUCUGCUCUUCAGCGUCAGCUCCAUCGGGAAUAAUCCUGCCCCAGCCCGUUGCAGCCGCUCCAGACAGCCGGGAGAGUUGACAGCGCUGCUCCCCCAAUCUGACAGCCAUGAUCUGGGAAGAUCCUCUGCUGCGGGUCGGAUCAGGGAUCAGCUCACGACUAGAUGGCUAGACCUCUCUAAACGAAGAGCUGGGGGGCUUUCUACUGAGUUUCCCUCACUGCAUUGUAGCACAUGGAUUUCAAGACUUCAAAUGAAGAGACAAAGACUGGGAUUUAUUUGUUGCAAGAAGGUAAUGAGGAGCCGUUCAAUAUUCGACUACACUUGGCAAAAGACAUUCUGACCAUUCAGGAGCAAGAUGUCAUCUGCGUGUCGGGAGAGCCUUUUUAUUCCAGCGAGAGGACAGUGACAAUCAGAAGGCAGACGAUCGGAGGGUUUGGUCUGAGCAUCAAGGGUGGAGCAGAGCAUAAAAUUCCAGUUGUGAUAUCAAAAAUAUCAAAAGAACAAAAAGCUGAACUUUCCGGGCUCCUGUUCAUCGGAGACGGCAUCCUUCAGAUAAAUGGAAUAAACGUUAGAAGCUAUCGCCACGAGGAAGUGGUCCAGGUUUUGAGAAAUGCCGGCGAAGAAGUGACACUUACCGUCUCGUUCCUGAAGAAGACUCCGGCUUUUCUUAAAUUGCCUCUUUGCGAGGAUUGCACGUGUAUCCCCAGUGACCAGAGCAGUGGCACCUCGUCUCCUCUGUGUGAUAGCGGCCUGCACUUGAACUACCAUCCUAACAACACGGACACGCUGUCCUGCUCGUCCUGGCCCACGUCCCCGGGGCUGCGCUGGGAGAAGAGAUGGGUGGACCUUCGCCUUAUUCCUCUGCUUCACUCCCGCCUGUCGCAGCACGUCCCGGGCUCUGACGUCUGCAGGAAAAAUGCGUUCCAAGUCAUAGCCGUGGACGGGGUUUGCAGCGGGGUGAUCCAGUGCCCCACAGCCGAGGACUGCUUGGACUGGCUUCAAGCAAUAGCAAGCAACAUAUCCAGUCUCACCAAGCACAAUGUGAAGAAAAUAAACCGAAAUUUUCCAGUUAACCAGCAGAUUAUCUACAUGGGCUGGGUAGACGAGAAGGAGCAGGACUCCGUUCAGGACCGAAUGUAUUCACCAAAGUUCCUCGCUUUGAGGGGUUCUUCACUCUUCAAGUUCUCAGCGCCUCCUGUGACAACAUGGGACUGGACCAGAGCUGAGAAAAGCUUUACUGUGUAUGAGAUUAUGUGCAAGGUUUUAAAGGAUAAUGACCUUCUAGACAAGAGGAAGCACUGCUUCAGCGUCCAGACGGAGAGCGGGGAGGACAUGUUCUUCAGCGUGGAGCUGGAGUGCGAGUUGCUGAUCUGGGAAAAGGCUUUUCAGAUGGCUACUUUCCUGGAAGUGGAGAGAAUACAGUGCAAAACGUAUGCCUGCAUUAUGGAGAGCCACCUCAUGGGACUCACCAUUGACUUCAGCAUGGGCUUUGUGUGCUUUGAUGCUGCCUCAAAGGCAGUCCUCUGGAGAUACAAGUUCUCCCAGCUGAAAGGAUCAUCCGAUGACGGGAAGAGCAAGAUCAAAUUUUUAUUCCAGAACCAAGACUCUAAAGCUAUCGAAGCCAAGGAGCUGGAGUUCUCCAAUCUCUUCGCCGUGCUCCACUGUAUCCACGCUUUCUUCGCUGCCAAAGUUGCUUGCCUUGACCCGAUGUUUGUGGAGAGCCAAGGCACUGCAACGACCACAGGGAUCCCCUCUCUUACCGGUCUGUCGUGUAAUUCACAGACGUCUAAGCUCAAGUACGCCACUUGACAGGCGCUGCGGUCUCCUUCCCCCCUCCAAGACACCGCGCUUAGUCACGACCAUGACCCAAAAUGGCGGACGGGAGAACUGGAAUGAGUGUGUUCAGCUGAGGGUGAAGUUUCGAAGGCUGACUGUACACAAGUGGAACUCUUUUCAAGGAAAGGCACCUUCUGGGGGAAAAGACGGUUGAUAUUUUCAAGGAGAACAAGUGGAUUUCUGGGAUUUUCUUUUGGAACCGUAGUGGACUUAAAACAUCAAAACUGUCCUUUGAAUAACUUCGUAGCUGACUGAAAUAUUCUAGCAACAAUGGACACAAAGUGUGUGAAUCUUAUUAAUAUUAAUAUUAUUUUUUAUCAAACCCUGUCGAUCCUCAGACAUCCUAAUAGUCAACACACCACAAAAAGCGACACAUCUGCUUUUCUGUUUGAUUUUACAGAAGGUUUGGUGGAGUCCUUUCAAAAUAAGUUUUCCUCAAUCGUCCGGUAUGUCACUCGAACUUCCCUGAUGAUAAUAAUAAUAAUAAUAAAAAAAAGGAUUUGACACCUUUUCUUUCCACUUAAAAUAAAGUGAAUAUUAAUGUGUUUGUGUAGCCGAGGUGAGAACUCCUCCCGUUUCUUACACAUAUAGUUUUUGACUAAUAGUGAAAGAUUAUUUUCCAGUGGCACACGAUUCCGUUUCAAUUAAAGAGUAAAUGGCAACAUCAGUCUCACUUUGCAAGGCGAGAGCGCUUUCAUUUUGAAGAAUAUUAAUUAGAUAAAGGCUCGCCGGCAGUGAUAGUGGAUGAAAUUAUGCGGGUAUGUGGGGUAACCUCAUUUCUCUCACUCGCGCUCUCUCGCUCGGCGUACGAAGGUGGUUUCAUGUACACACUUGGUGUCAGAUUAUCCCCAUUUCCUCCACUGCGGCUCCACCACCGGGCAGCGCAGCCCCCGAUGCUGUUUGCAAGUGUUUCUGUCGAUAUGGCCGCAGAGUGACACUCUGAUAAGACCGGUGUGUUUAAUCAAGUCCGCCCCUCCUAUCCUGCUCUGACCAUGAUUAGAAAAAUAGACACCUUCUGUAACGUUUUUAUCGCUUUUCUUUCUCUUUUUUUUUUUUUUUUUAAAGAAAUAUUGAUUAUGGAAAUUAACACUGACAUUCAAAUGAACUCCAAAAGAACGCUGAAUUAUAGCGAUUACUUGAGGGAUUACUUUUUUCGGGAUUAUGGCACUUUGUUAAUUUGAUGUGCACCAGAGAAUAGACAGUUCACAUCCUCUUUCUCUCUUCCUCAUUCACUCGAUGGACCAAUUUAGACGAAUAAAACAAGCUAUGGUGUGUUCUUUUCUUUUCUUUUCUUUUUUUGAAGAAGAAUAUUUAUCUUUCUGAAUUCAACUUGUAAAUAGCGAAACAAGGUGAAAACGUUUUUUCGUUGGCAUGUCCACGUGUCUAUGCGAGACGCGCUGCAGAGGAACACAAAUAUGUAGCAUCAUGGCCUCCACAGGUUCGAGAUGCCCCUUUAAACUCUCGUCACUCUGCAUCACAGCUGUUUUUUAACGUCGCAGGGUGGCAACAAAAACCGAAACUCAAACAUACUCCAAAAGACUGCGGGUCAAUCGGUGCAGUCAGUCAUGCUCUUUACCCUCCAUUUCCAAAGCGGAAUCAGGAAAGAAAGGAGAGGGCCACGGGUACGGGAACCCAAGAGGAUAGAAAAUUAAAUGGGGUCACUGAAGUGCUUCGUACGUGCUGGUUAAGCUGACAUCGGUGUCAGAUGGGAAGAAAUGGUGGAGCGGUCUAUGCAACGAGAGGCCGGGUGACGCUUAUGUGCUUUAAAACGAUCUUGGUCGCAUUCCCUUAUAACACAGGAUCUAGAGAGUGAGUUUUAUUUUAUUUUUUUCGCAGAUGUUUUAUUAACAAAUAUGCUGUGUAGUAAAUUAAUAAAUAAGACCUUUUAUAACAUGG